AUGAUGACCUUGGUAAAUCUAAAUAAAUUAGUGGAAACUCCAUAUAUGAUGGAAAUUAUAAUGUAAGUGUUGCCCAACAUGAUUCUUAAAGCAACUGAGUUUAAUAAAAUUAAAUAAACAUUCUUGAAGAAUUUUUCAAAGAUUUUUAAAGAAUUCAUCAUAAGUAAAUACAGAAUUCAGAUGUAUAAAUCACAACAGAAAAGGCAUUUGUUAGUGUAAAUAAAUGAAGUUAAUAAAGAAUCUGAAGCAGAAAUUUAAGUUAAUUAUGAUGAAUCCUUGGAAGUUACCCAUAAAGAUUUAUAAAAUUUGGAAACUUUGGAUUACCAUUAAAUUGCUUUUAGAGUU
Molecule: messenger RNA, 345 nt
Organism: Paramecium primaurelia
Lineage: Eukaryota; Ciliophora; Oligohymenophorea; Peniculida; Parameciidae
Source: the annotation of a GenBank genome assembly